AGUGAGCGAGGGCGGGGAGAAGGGUGAAAACUCACCAAAAGCACCAAAAAGACCUCGCCCCAAGGGUACGAUCGCAUAACAAGCAUCCCUUUGCUUAAAGCAACCCAGAGUCCCGGUGAGCUAGAGAGAGAGAACUUGCUUUAGCGAGAGGAAGAAAGAGAGAGGAGAGGGAAGGACGAGAGGAGGAAGAAGAUGGGUCGCGGGAAGGUGGAGCUGAAGCGGAUCGAGAACAAGAUCAGCCGGCAGGUGACGUUCGCCAAGCGCAGGAACGGCCUGCUUAAGAAGGCGUACGAGCUCUCGCUGCUGUGCGACGCCGAGGUCGCGCUCAUCAUCUUCUCCGGCCGCGGCCGCCUCUUCGAGUUCUCCAGCUCGUCAUGCAUGUACAAAACACUCGAGAGAUACCGCAGCUCCAAUUACAGCUCACAGGAAGUAAAAACUCCAUUGGAUGGUGAAAUCAACUACCAGGAUUACUUGAAGUUGAAGACCAGAGUUGAAUUUCUUCAAACUACACAAAGAAAUAUUCUUGGUGAGGAUCUGGGUCCACUUAGCAUGAAAGAGCUUGAGCAGCUUGAGAACCAAAUAGAGAUAUCCCUGAAACAUAUCAGGACAAGAAAGAAUCAAAUGUUACUUGAUCAGCUCUUUGAUCUGAAAAGUAAGGAGCAAGAAUUACAGGACCUUAACAAGGACCUCAGGAAAAAGCUGCAAGAAACCAAUGCAGAGAACGUGCUGCAUGUUUCCUGGGAAGAAGGUGGGCACAGUGGCGCCAGUGGGAAUGCCAUUGAACCUUAUCAGGGAUUCCUUCAGCACCCAGAGAAUGAUCCUUCCCUCCAGAUUGGGUACCAUCAACAAGCCUACAUGGACCAGCUGAACAACGAAGACAUGGGGCACCCAAACGAGCACGGCCGAUCCGGAUGGAUCUGAAGUGCUCCGAUGACUCAAUAAGCGGGUGCAUGGCCGGCCCAGCAGGACCUCACCAUCCUGCGGGUGCAGGACGCAUCUCCCGGUCCUCUUAUGUAUUGAAAGUUUGAAAAAAAUUGAAACUGCUCGUGAGACUUCCCGAACGAUGAAGAGAGAAGAGGGGAGCAAUUCGAGCGCGUAUUGUACCGUGAUGGCAAACGGCAGCGUGGCGUCGCCGUAGCCUGGACGCACUGCACUGUGUGUGAUUUGUAACGGUUAACUUUGAAACCUUGGUGUGCGAAGCUUGGAACUUUAUAUAUAUGUAUGUCGAGGAUC
Panicum hallii is the source of this 1233-nucleotide messenger RNA. Its product is annotated as MADS-box transcription factor 1-like. Gene Ontology annotation, biological process: positive regulation of transcription by RNA polymerase II. NCBI's taxonomy places the organism in Eukaryota, Viridiplantae, Streptophyta, Magnoliopsida, Poales, Poaceae. Gene Ontology annotation, cellular component: nucleus. Gene Ontology annotation, molecular function: DNA-binding transcription factor activity, RNA polymerase II-specific; RNA polymerase II cis-regulatory region sequence-specific DNA binding; protein dimerization activity. Bases 193 to 921 code for a protein of 242 amino acids. The transcript is spliced from 8 exons. The record is from RefSeq and is a predicted model, not a curated record.